CCGAUUAUGCGGGCAAGCAGCGCCGGGAGAUGGGCUUCGCUCAGUCAGGUCGCAAGUCGGCAAGUACUCACUGCAGGUAGAACAAACUGAAUGGGACAAUAAAUGGGAACACACCAUUGAAGACCUGGGACCAGUUCACUCCCUGGGACUGGAACCAUCAUGCUACAACUUGUUGCCACCUGUGACCGUGCAUGUGUGAGUGUACAGAUGUGAUAUGCGUUAGCCUCGGGACAGAAACUGUGCACCUUACCGACACAAUGUCACAGAGGGAAAACAAGCAUCUGAAAGGAGAUGAAGGCCUACGAUGAGGAUCUCGGUGGAGUUUGCAUGUCUUCACUUUUUUUUUUUUUUUUUUUUUUUUUUUUUUUUUUUUUUUUUUUUUUUUUUUUUGUGCGGGGACUUCGGCUUGGUGAUGCUCCCAAAUGCGAGUCGCUAAGCUGCAUGGUGUGACUGAGGCAUAUCAGCCAAGCGGGUGCGGUGGCGCUGUCUUUCAGCACAGAAUCAGCAGGGAUCCAACAGCGCCAAGCGGUUGGGUGUGCACACAGGCCCUGUAGUUCAGCAGGGCUCCAGUACGCAGGGGGUCAACUGCACUGCAGUGAAGUCUACCCAGUUGUGUUGGGUAGAAUACACGAAAUCCAAUUGUUAUGACAACAUGUUCUGUUCCUGCUGUUACGAGGGGUAUGACGAAAGGACACAAGGGAUUUGGUACUUGCAGAGUUCCAUCCUUGAUUCCUUUCCUUGAAAGGGCAUACCAUCACGCAGUAGGGGGAAAAAGCCCCCAUCCUUUCUGGUUGAUCGUCAUGCAGCUCUGAGGGAUACUGGUCCCUUUCACCAUUGAUCCCUUCUGCGAUUGAUCGUCAUGCGGCACUGAAGGAAAGUGGUCCCUUUCGCCAUUGAUUUGUGUAUGAAUUUAGCUUUGUGAAGGCUAUAUCUGAGAUGGGUAGUACGUGCUUUGGAGUGUGGGAUGUGAAAGCAUCCAUCUCUUCAUCUGCUGCUGCCAGAACAGCAUUGCUGCCUGCGGGUUGUGUUGCAUUUACGGACGUGCAGCAUGUCAGAACUUCGAGGGCUUGUGGCACGAAGAUGUCCAAGCGGCAUAGAACUCCUGUUCUUCUUCGCCUUCUUGAGGGAUGUCCAUCCAUCUGCAAUCCUUCAUUUUGUUCCGAUCUGGCAAAAUUUGGCACGCGUGUCCUGUGCCCUACCGGCCGUCGAUGCCGCCAUUUCGUUGGAACGUGCGAUUCUCUGAGGUGCAGAGCUACUGCAAAGAGGAACGUCGUCACUUCGAGCUUGCGCACUCCCCACAGUGGGUAUCAUUUUGAUGGGAGCAAGCGCAGGUUCUUCGAAGGGUGGUAUUUUAAAGUGAGUUUGCCGGAGGAGAAGGAUAGCUUCGCAUUCAUGUACUCGAUUGAGGAUCCUGGGCAAGAAUCGUCUUCCAGUGGCAAGGACACCGAUGUGGCUGGCUCCCUCCGCGAUGCAUGUACCAAGUCUUCUGACUCCCAUGUGGGCGUAGGCGCACAGAUUAUGGGGCCUCGCGAUACCUAUCUUAUGAGGUACAGCAGAGACGUGCAGCACUUCUGGGCAAGCCCAGUAGAACUUGAGCUGGGAAAUGCCUUUGAUAUGGCGCAACGAAGUGCAAAAAAGCACCCUCGCAGUAUGAUUCCUGCUGAUGAGUUUGCAUUGAACGUCGACCAGGGGUUUCAAGCGUCAACAACCUUUCAUCAGGGGGUCCUCUUUGACGACGGGAGCUCUCCUGAUGUCUCGACGGUCCCCGUUGCCAAGUGGGAGUACAGCACAGUACCAGUCUACGGUUGGGGCAAUGUGGUUGAGAGACAGAAGGCCACUGCUGGGUGGUUGGCAGCCUUGCCUGUGUUCGAGCCCCAUUGGCAGAUUCUCAUGGCAGCUGGAAGAUCGACCGGUUGGAUUGAAUGGGGCGGGAAGCGGUUCGAGUUCGAAGAUGCUCCAUCUUAUUCUGAGAAGAACUGGGGUGGUUCGUUCCCUCGCAAAUGGUUUUGGGUCCAAUGCAAUGUCUUCGAAGGUGCGACGGGCACAGUGGCCUUGACUGCUGGAGGUGGGCGACGUGGCACUCCUCUUGCAGCAGGCAGAGAAGAGGAGGUUGCAUUGAUCGGGAUUCAUUAUGGUGGUCAGUUCUACGAGUUCGUUCCCUGGACGGGUAAGGUCUCGUGGGAUAUUGCGCCCUGGGGCUCGUGGACGAUGUCCGCUAUGACCACGGAUUACGAGGUGGAGCUGUUUGCAACAACGGACUCGGAAGGCGUUGUGCUCCGCGCUCCAACGGCGGACGCAGGCCUUACACAGGCAUGCAGAGACACUUUCUCAGGCACACUGCAGCUUAAGUUGUGGGAGGUGUCCAAUGGACGACGCGGAAUUUGCAUACUAGAUGUGACCAGCACUAUGGCCGCCUUGGAGGUUGGCGGAGGCCCUUGGUGGGGUAGGUGGGUAAAGGAGUCAGAAAUGAACGAGCCGGUGAAGUCCAUAGUUGGUCUUCCACUUGACGUAGGGUCGCUCUUGAGCCAUCUUCCUGGGGGAUUUUCCCUUCCCGGGUUAUGAAGUUGGCGCGAGCCAACUGCAGGGUACAGUUGCAGUGGCCACGAAUAAACACCCCAAUACCUACUCCCUCCCCUCCUCUUUCCCCCCCCCCACACACACACACAAAAAAAAAAAAGGAAAAAAAACCUCCCUGUUUGUUCGGGAUGUGUGGUUCAAAAGCAUAGCUGGUGUUCUGUUGUUGUUUUGAUCGGGUGAUCCAAGGGGAGCGGAUGCUGAAUACCAUUAAGUGGUCAUUAUACAUCAUCUUCAGAAAGAACAAGCACUCGACAGCCCCUCUCAAGCAACAGAUUUCAGUGUGUGACUCAGUUUGCAGUGACUCAUCUGUGUGGGGGAUAGUUCUCGAAACACAAUCGAAUUGCGACAUGAUUUCUCCCUGUGCUGGGGUCUGCUUUUUGUGAGGAGAAGGUGCAGAUGAAUGUCGCUGUGGCGCUUACAGAGUC
This is a messenger RNA of Chara braunii, 3002 nucleotides long. The record is from the annotation of a GenBank genome assembly. NCBI's taxonomy places the organism in Eukaryota, Viridiplantae, Streptophyta, Charophyceae, Charales, Characeae.